Messenger RNA from Metarhizium brunneum ARSEF 3297, 1134 nucleotides. Lineage: Eukaryota; Fungi; Ascomycota; Sordariomycetes; Hypocreales; Clavicipitaceae. The record is from RefSeq and is a predicted model, not a curated record.
AUGGGGGCAAGACGCAUGCUCCAUUCAAUUCCAUUGUUGUCGUCGCGACCAACCCUUCAUUUUUCAAAUGCAAUCUCGCGCUCAGUGUCAGCAGUCUCACGGCCAUUCUCUAAAUCCUCUGAGUCAUCGCCGCCGCGCAAAUUUCCGUCUACCGGAUUCGAGUUGAUCGAUUCAUCUGAAAAGGUUGAGGAGGAGCGGCUUCCUUUCUAUAAGAGAGAUGAAUACUAUCCCAUGAAAAUUGGCCAUGUGGUCUAUGGCCACUACCAGAUAGUCGCGAAGUUGGGUUACGGCGCAACCUCGACCGUGUGGCUCUCGCGCGAUUUGAGAAACCAGAAAUACUGGGUUCUGAAGGUUCAUAUCAAUUCUUUAAAGUAUAAUCACGAAUUGGCUGUCUAUCGGCACUUGGCGCACCAUGCCGAAGACCACCCCGGCCGGAACCAUGUUCGCGAAUUUCACGACUCAUUCACGCUCAAGGGCCCGAAUGGUAAUCAUGAAGUCUUUGUCAUGGAACCUCUGGGUAUGAGCCUGAGAAGUCUACAGGGGAUCCAAAGAGAUGGUGCCUUCCCCGAGCAGCUUGUCAUUGGUGCUCUCGCGCAAGUCUUUCUUGCGCUGGACUUUCUCCACGAAGCGGGCAUCAUUCAUACCGAUGUUCACUCUGACAAUCUACUCAUCGGUAUUGUGAACAAGUCGAUUUUUUCCACAGUGGAAGAAAACGAGAUCCAUAAACCAUCACCCCGCAAGGUUAUCGGCGAUGCCGUCACUCAAGUCUCCCAAUACAUGUUGGGUGGCAAAGGCCCUCUCAUUCUCUGUGAUUUGGGACAAGCACGAAUUGGCCGUGAGCAUCGUGGUAACGCUAUGCCUGUACCUUAUCGGGCCCCCGAAGUGAUUCUCAAUAUGCUAUGGGGAAAUAGCGUAGAUGCCUGGAGCGCGGGUCUUCUGGCCUGGGAUCUUCUCAGGGGAGAGAGCCUCUUCAAUGUCUAUGACCAUGAAUCUCGGGAGCUAAACGACGCUCAUCAUCUUGCAGCUAUUACUGCACUCAUUGGUCCACCACCCCCGGAAUUACUACAAAGCAGCGAGGUAUCACGUAAAUACUGGCACCAAAACGAUAUACCUGUUUCUAUCAACGGUUACUAA